Messenger RNA from Peromyscus californicus insignis, 13097 nucleotides. RefSeq names its product Rho guanine nucleotide exchange factor 33 (gene Arhgef33). Gene Ontology annotation, molecular function: guanyl-nucleotide exchange factor activity. The transcript is spliced from 17 exons. The record is from RefSeq and is a predicted model, not a curated record. Lineage: Eukaryota; Metazoa; Chordata; Mammalia; Rodentia; Cricetidae. The coding region runs from base 198 to 2864 and encodes 888 amino acids.
UGAGACUAAAGCUCUACAUGUAGACCUGCUGCCUUAAUGCCGCCGUGCGGCCACCGCAACUCCCCUGCAGGCAAAGCGACUAAACCUUCAACUGAAAUGCCCUGCACCCUCUGUGCAGGGAAGGGGAGGUGGCCUGACCCAGGACGAUGAUGACGCAAUGCUGAAGAGUGAGCUGGAGGAGAGAAGCAACAGGCACCAUGGAAAAAACCAAAACAAAGCAAGGAGAGAAUGAACAUAUGCCGGUGAAUAGCCCUUCCACACAGAUCUACCAGUUGCAGGCCCUGGCCUCGGAACUGAAAACCGGCUUCACAGAAGCAAUGCAGGAGCUGACGCGGAUCCAACAUGGAGAAUAUGCUUUGGAAGAGAAGGUUAAGAGCUGCCGAUGUUCCAUGGAAGAGAAAGUCACCGAGAUGAAGAAUUCCUUAAACUACUUCAAGGAAGAGCUGAGCAAUGCGAUGUCCAUGAUUCAGGCCAUCACUUCCAAACAAGAAGAAAUGCAGCAGAAAAUCGAGCAGCUUCAACAGGAGAAGCGAAGAGAGUCUCGAAAGGUUAAAGCCAAGAAAGCUCAAAAGGAAGAGCAUGGCGCACAGGCCGGACCUGCAUCUGCGCCUGCGCAAGCGCAAGGAAGCCCCUUCCGCUCCAUCAAUGUCCCCGAAUCUGGUCACCCCAGUGAUGACUUCACCAACAUUAUGCCUUCUCAAACCUAUGAAAAAGCCCAGGAGUCCAGAUCUGUUCAUGUAGGAGAUGGCAAUGUGAAGGGAAUGAUGGGUCCUGGAGGGAACCCAGCAAAUCCAGAAGCAGACGAAAGCCUUAAGCCCUCUCUCUCAGCUGAGAUCCAGUCCAAGGGCUAUCACACACCGGGCCUGUGGAGACAGCCUAAGGAUGGCAAAGAGUGGGCCGAGGAACAUGUCACAAAAGAUCACCCAGAUAAACUCAAGGAGGCUGGCCAGGGCAGACACAGCUCCUUGGAAAACGUUUUAUGUGAAACCUCUUUAGCUGCAAAAAGGCAGACCGUGGCUCUCGAGCUGCUUGAGUCUGAGCGGAAAUACGUCAUCAACAUCUCUCUGAUCCUGAAGAUAAAGGCAACGUUCCAGGGCUCCGACGGAAAGAGGAAUUCCAAGGAGAGAAGCCUCUUCCCUGGCUCCUUGCGCUACCUUGUCCAGCAGCACUUGGAUUUGCUUCAUGCCCUGCAGGAGAGGGUCCUGAAAUGGCCACGCCAAGGAGUCCUUGGAGAUUUAUUCCUGAAGUUGACAAAUGAUGAGAAUAAUUUCUUGGAUUAUUAUGUUGCCUACCUGAGGGAUUUACCCGAAUGCAUCUCCUUGGUUCAUGUUGUGGUUCUGAAGGAGGGUGAUGAGGAGAUUAAAUCCGACAUCUACACCCUGUUCUUUCACAUAGUGCAACGCAUCCCGGAAUAUCUGAUACAUCUCCAGAAUGUUCUGAGGUUCACAGAGCAGGAACACCCCGACUACUAUCUCCUGCUCGUGUGUGUCCAGCGCCUCCGCGUGUUUAUCUCUCAUUACACCCUGCUGUUUCAAUGCAACGAAGAGCUGCUUAUUCAGAAACGGAAGAAGCUCAAAAAGUCGUCUAUGGCAAAGCUGUACAAAGGGCUGGCUUCCCAGUGUGCCAAUGCUGGCCAAGAUGCUUCACCCACCGGGGGCCCAGAGGCUGUCCGUGACAGUGGGAUCCACUCAGAAGAAAUGCUCCAGCCCUACCCUCCUGCGCCCAGUUCCGCCCCUGCUGUCACACAUCUGAUGCCCACGGCGAAGAAAGGCCAACAGCAGCAGAGCCUCAUGGAGAGCAUGCAGCCCGGCAAGCCGGGGGACUGGGAGAUGGAGGGCAGAAAGCACGAGCGGCCCGAGAGCCUGCUGGCCCCGGCGCAGUUCUGCGCGGCCGAGCAGGACGUGAAGGCGCUCGCCGGGCCGUUGCAAUCCAUCCCGGAGAUGGACUUCGAGCCGUCCCCGGCCGAGCCGCUGGGCAACGUGGAGCGCUCGCUGCGCGGGCCGCCCGAGCUCCUGCCGGACGCGCGGGGCUUCGUCCCCGCCGGCUACGAGGAGUUCGAGUACGGGGGCGAGAUCUUCGCGCUGCCCGCGCCCUACGACGAGGAGCCCUUCCAGGCGCCGGCGCUCUUCGACAACUGCUCGCCCGCCUCCUCCGAGUCCAGCCUGGACAUCUGCUUCCUGAGGCCCGUCAGCUUCGCCAUGGAGGCCGAGCGGCCCGAGCACGCGCUGCAGCCGCUGCAGCCCAAGAGCGCCACGUCGCCGGCCAGCAGCAGCAGCGCCUACAAGCUGGAGGCGGCCGCGGCGGCGCAGGCGCAGGCGCAGGCGCAGGCGCACGGCAAGGCCAAGCCGCUGAGCCGCUCGCUCAAGGAGUUCCCGCGCACGCCGCCCGCCGAGGGCGUGGCCCCGCGCCUCUACAGCACGCGCAGCAGCAGCGGCGGCCGCGCGCCGCUCAAGGUCGAGCGCGCCGCCGCCGCCGUCGCCCCCCACGGCCCCACCGCCUCCGCCGCCGCCGCCGCCUCCCGCGGGGCGCCGCGGACCUUCUUCCCCCAACAGAGGUCCCAAAGCGAAAAACAGACCUAUUUGGAAGUAAGGAGGGAGAUGCACUUAGAGGAUGCCACCCGAUUCUGUCCAAAGGAGGAAAGAGAGAGUGAGCAGACUUCUUUCAGCGAUCAGAACCCCAGGCAAGACCAGAAAGGGGGCUUCCGCAGCUCCUUCCGCAAGCUCUUUAAAAAGAAGUCCAGUGGAUCAGAAUACAGGGAAAAAAGUAAUGAGAACCCCUCAAUGGAUCCUUCACCCACCAAACAAGAUUUCUUCAGAAACCGACUUGCUCUUGCAAAUGACCUUGACCAAGGAACAGCUGUGUAAACACACUUACAGUUGUAUUAUCAAGUGGUAAGAGGAGGGGAAAGCUUGUCUAUAUCUCUGCAGGAAUAUAUAUAUACAUAUAUAUAUAUCAAUGUAUAAAUCCCUGAGGAAAACUAAUAUAAAUAUUUACAUACGAAACUAAAUCAGCAUACAAGCUAUUGAAGAGAUGAAGAUUAGUCUAUGGUUAAGACUUGACUUAAUGAACCUCAACACUUGGGAAAAGGGGAACGAAGACCCCUUUCACAUCAUUUCAGAAAAACAUAAACUUGGAGGAAAAUAAAUGUUUGUAAGAACAAAACCUUGCACCUUGAAGUCAUUCCCCAAGUAUAAUAAUAAGCAUGUUCAUUUUUAGCAUGGAUGUGAAUUUUGUGCUUCCUAGGAAUUUGAAUUCAUAGCUUAUGAAUUCAUCCCACUGUGCUUAGACUAAUAAGCCCUAUGUGAGGGUCCAGCUGUGUCUUGCUUCGUAUCUUUCCAAACCUCAAAACAAAAUACAACACCCUUUAAGGCAAAGGAUUAACAGAACUGGAUUUUACUUGUGCAAAUCAGAGCUCUAGAUAAUUGGUCCUUACACUAUAACUCAGAAGCUUCAAAACUUAAAGAUACGUUGCUCUCUAGCUUGUUCUAUGGUUAUGGAAAUCAGUCAAGGGAAUGGGUGGGAGCAAAAACAAACAUUCUCCUUAUGUGGGUGUUGAGGAUGGCGGCGGUCUUAGAUCCAGUAGAUAAUGUGUCAGACCCACUCGUGCCCAGAGAGACCCACUCAUGCCUACAAAGACCCACUCAUGACCAGAUAGACCAGGGAAGAAUCACUGACUUAGCUACAUUUUCUUUCAGAGACUUUGAACCCAGGGUCUUGUGUGUUCAGGCAAUUGCUCAAUCACUGAGUUCCAUCUCCAGCCUGCAAACCUUUCCUUUGGUCUGGACUGAAGCUGGCCCCAGCAUAGUAAUGGCCACAUUACACAGCGGUUACUACAAACCAGAAUGAAAACUCAGGGACCCACCACUCAGCUCUUCUAGGAGGAUGUAAAGAAUAGACACUUUCAUAGCCCAAGUAGAGAACUCACUCUACUGUGGUGAGGCCUGCCUGGUCCUGGGGGAAUAAAAUGUGCUGUCUCCAUCUGGACAUGCCCCACAGGGCCAGCAUCCUUCUCCUCCAUAGGCCCCAAACAUCAGAUUUGUAACAGAGAGAAACAAAACAAAAGAAGUUUCAGCUGUUUGACUCCAUUGUUAGGCAGUUGUAAACAGUGUUGAUGUUCACACUGACUCCUGCAGACAGGGCAUCAGUAGAAUGCAGGGUGAGAUAGAAGUCUCAUUUGUAAGUAUUGCAGCCUUUCUCCUUGUCUAAUGAUCGCGUAGGAACAUAUCCAUUAGCAUACAAAUAAGUAUAUGAAAUGUGUAAAAGAUUACUACUAAGUUUCGAGAGUUUCAGUUUUUAAACGUAAGCCGAGCUUUUCAUCUCCCUGACCACUGAAGUCAGAUUUUUAUCAGGCUAAAAUUGCUCUAGGGCAGUGCUUAAAGGCGUGCCAGAGCAACUGGAUGUGGAAAGUGAAUAGAGACAACUGAACUAGGAAUAAAAAUAAGACUUCUUUUUCCUUCCAUAACCUGUCAGCAAAACAGUGGGGUACUAGAAAGUUUUAAACAUUGCACACCUCUCCAGUUUUAUUUUGAUAGCAUAGUCCAUCUACAUCUGCAAACCACUGUUGUAUAUUAUUAAACUAAUAAUAAUGUUGCCACUCUGGGCCCCUAUUUCCUGUUAACCAGACCCUGGGUGGGUGCCUUUCUAACCACCCCUAAACAUUCUUAUCUCCCAUGUAUCUGGUUCAUUCACAUUCCCAAACACAGUUUAGCAAAACUUCACUCUUGUCUGCUAUGAGAUGCCCAGAUCCUCAGCACGUCAGUCUAGGUUUACUCUGUAGAGAGCUUCUGUCUUCCAACUGCCCCUCACACUUCCAAGUUCUGCAUGAACUAGCAUCACCUACACUGGGCUUUGCUUUUGCCGGUGAGCCAUGCACUUUCCAGCUGACCCCCGCUUCACACCCUUGCUCUAGCUCUUCCAGCUGAGCUGAUUGUAAAGAUCCAGGUUGAGCCCUCAUUUUUUCUGAGAUCCCCGACGGUGAGACUAGUUCAUCUUUUGUUGUCUUUGUCUCCCCGUUAAGAAGGCGAGUCCUCUCAAAGGCAAGUGCUUUUUGUUUUAGGUGUUCCACAGAUCGUUUCUACUUUUCAUCUGACAGACCAUUAGCCUUGUCAUCUCCGUCUCUCGCCUUUCUAAAGGAAAAAAUGCCAAUCAAAAAGGAAGUAAGAGAGUUAGUUGUCUUCAGGAUCAGUUAAGGUACCACCAGAUACUAAAAAAACCUCUCCAGUUACAAGAGAAGUCGGUCACUCUCUUUUCUUUCUUCUGGCUCAUAGUAUUAUUUCUAGGUAGCAGUAUCAGUUGAUAGGGGAGGCAGGGUCUUUCAUUAGUGACUCAUGAUAUUUGACGUAAUGAUGGAUUAGGGACAGAGUCAGGGUGGGACAGAACGGGGCAGCUGCUCCAGCUCAGGGCUCCAGCCCUCCGAAGUGGACUGUACACACCAGAUCACUGGUGUCUGCAGGACACGCCUGGGUGAUAAGCAGAAAGAAACACUUCCUCAGCAGGUACAACUUUCUGCACAGGCUAGGCGGUCCCAGUGGUGUCUUUUACAGCCCUGAAGGAUCUACACCCAAGCCCAAGCAAGGAGUGUCUCAUUUCUCCGACUUCAGAAUUGCACCCUUUGAGAACCAGAGAUUUGUGGGUCACAGUGCUAGCCUUCUUCUGGUGGGCUAUUUCCUCAUGUAACAGUUUAAGCUAAUCGGAGAUUUGAAACUAGAUUGGUAGAGAAAUUCCUGGAAUGCUGUUUUUGCGGUGUCUUAUGAUUUAUUGCUUACCUCCAUCAAGUCUAAUGUCAUCUCAGUGGUGACACUAAAAAUACAGAUUCCCAGGCACUGUUUCAGCCCCAUUAUAGUGGAAUAUUUGGGGAUUGAGUCCCCAAAUCUGCAUUUUAAGUGUACCUAGGCUGUGGUUUUGUUUACUGGGAUUUUGUAUUCCUAGAUUUAUCACCUAUGAUUUCACAGUAAUAAACAAUAUAGAUAGUAAUAUUAUUAAAUAUGUAUACAUCUGAUAAGCACUCUUUAUAAACUGGCAAAUUGAUUGCAUAUUCAAGAAAACUGAUUGCAAGUCCUCAAGAACGACUGUCUGUCUUAGAUAACACUGAACAAUAAAGCUAUCAAGUGUUCGGACUAAACUUUUCCACAAAACAUUGCCAUUAGUAAGUUUCCUCAAGAGCCCACAACAGCACUGCCUCCAGUACAGUUAGAAUUCCCUGUCCUAAAUGAUGAUCUGAAGACCUAAGUGUAGGACUCGUGGCUGCUAAGCAUUCUUGGAUUUGUAAGACUCACAUGAUGGGGGGAUUUGGAAAAAGGGGAGACAGGGACAUGAGUUAAAUAAGGCUGAAAAAUUUGAUGGAAAUAUAGGCAUAUAUACGUACAUAGAUAUGUGUGCAUAUAUAUUCUAUCUAAAUAUCAUGUAUCUCAUCCCAUGUAGUUUAGGAUGCCCCCGAAUUCCUGAUCCUCCGGCCUCUGCCUCCCAUGAGGUAGGACUUCAGGCAUGCACCCUCACACCUGGUUUAUGUGGUGUCGGGGACGAAGCCAGGGCUGGCUUCCUGUGUGCUAGACCAGCACUCUGCUCACUGAGCUAUACCCUAGCCUGAGAGCUAUAUAUUUUAAGGGGAAAGAGUAGAAAGCAGUAUUUAACAUUUAAAUAUUGAUUAUAUAAGAAGACAGAGAUAGGAAUUUAGGCAAUGCUACACAUGCCUUGUUCAAAAUAGUCAAGAUCCUUAAACAAAAGAACCUGUUUUUCAAUAUCUGUUAUUUCCUGCGAGCUCAGCAGAGUCUUUUUUUUUUUUUAAGAUUUAUUUAUUUUUAUUUUGUGUGCCUUGGUGUUUUGCCUGCAUGUAUGUGUGUGUGAGGGUGUCAGAUCCCCUUGAAUUGCAGUUACAGACAGUGUGAGCUGCCAUGUGGGUGAUGAGAAUUGAACCCGGUCCUCUGGAAGAGCAGCCAGUGCUCUUAACUGCUCAGCUCUCUCUUCAGCCCCUCAGCAAACAGUCUUUAAGUCAUCUAAGCUUGUUCUCUAUUGUUUCUAUAAAACAGGAAACUUAACCAUUUUCCUUUCCGAUACAGUAACGUGGAAUACUCCUUAUUCUUGGAAGGAAAACGUCAUUGUUUCUUUCUUGUGUAUGUAAAGUUUUUAUUCUGAAGACAGUGGGCUGUAUUAUAAAGGACUGUUAGCAGAUAACAUCUGUGCUUGAGUUAACACUGUGCUCGCUAGCCCCCCUUGUUAUCACAGUUUCUUUUCUUAUCAGGGGCAAACCUUUUAGCACCAUACAAACAUGCUCUUACUUUUCCCCACCCAUAAAUAAGAAGAAAUCUUUCUUGGCCACUUCUGUUCUCCAGUUUUCUGCUUCCUUUUACGGUAAAACGUACAAGAGAAAACCACUCUGAUCCUUUCCUGCAAUAUUUUUUAUUAAACUCAUUAGACCCUUCCAGGCCUUUGCCUAAUCACUCCCAGAAACUUCUUGUGUGCAGAUCACUGAGGCUGGAGGUGAUGGCUCACAUUUAUUAUUCCAGCAGUUGAGAGGUGGAGGCAGGAGAAUCACCAUAUUGAGGCAGAUUGGAAUAUAUAGUGAGACCCCCCCCACACACAAACCAAUAAAAACAACAACAAAAAAUCAGUAAUGUCCUCAUUGCUAAACAUAUGGUCCACCUUACUCUAUCAAGUAGCAAGAUCACUUCCUCUUUUACUAGGCCUUAAGGACUCAACACAAUCCUGCUUUUUAUCUUUCUUCAUUGGCAGUUCCUUGACGAUUGUAUCAGUCUGCUGCUGUGAAAAUGCAGUCUUCCUGGGCCAGAGACGUAGCUCAGUGAUAGAACCCUUGCCUAGAAUGCACAAGGGUAAAGGUUCUAUCCCCAGCAACACAGAGCUCUUUAUGAAAAUGGCUGCCAGUUUUAUAUCUUUACUCUGGAUCUCUCUCAAACUCCAGACUAGUAUCUCUAUCUGUUUCCCUUUGACUUAAGAUGUCGUAUCUACUUUUUGAAUGUUCAAAGGCUUAUAUCUAAGCCUUCUUCCACAGUAUCUUUCCCACCUCAGUUAAUGGUAGUCUUUAUUCUUGUUGCUUUGGCCCCAAACCUUGACAGUUCGGUUUUUUAUACCAUGUUCAGUCUGUCAGUAAACUGGCUGGCUUCAUUCUUAAUUCUGACCUUCCCCUCACUUCCACUGCCCUUGUCAAACCAUUCCGAUUGGACUGGCCUCCCUAUUCCUGUUCUUAAGUGUUCUCCAUACACAACAAAUGGAUCCUAUUACUCUUCUGCUCAAACCUCUGAGGGCUCUCAGGAGUGUUGGAAUGGCUUUUAAAGCUGUAAAUGAUCUACAACGGUUAAACUCCUGAUGCACCUCCUUCUAGUCUAUCCAUAUUCAUUUCUCUAUCCACACUAGCUACCUCUGUAUUCUGUAUACCAAGUAUGCUCUGCCUUCAGACUCUCCAAUCAGCUCUUCUCUUAGUUACUUGGAUGUCUCAUUCAUUCCCCUCUUAAAAGUUUUUAUUUAUCUCUAUAAGGCCAACUGAUCAUCACAUUUAAAUUUCACACUUCCGGUCAAUGACCCUUUUUCUCCUCAUAGCAGUUACAUUUUUAAUGUAUACUAUUCUACUUAUAAAAUAUUGUCUACAUCUUCUCACUAGCUUAUAAAUCCCAUGAAAUGGAUUUCUCUUCAGUACUGUUUCUAACAUCAGUUCUGUAAAAAGACCAAUAUUUGUUAAUGGCUGAAUAGUCAAAUGAGCUCUUAUCAGAUGCUUAUAAUUUAAGGUCAUUCAAAACCAAUCUGAGUAGUGACAAACAGCACAGGAAGCCAUAAUGAAUCCGAUCAUAGGAUGUCAGGAUAAAGGACCUCUUAAGGGUUUUCUAAAGCACGCAAACUGCAAACAUGUCCUUUAUACUUUGUCAUAUUUAGUGCUUUGAGAAAGGCACUGUGCUGUAGCCACAUCACCUUUGGAGUUCCUACAAGCCCGUGUAUUAGUGAGCCAUUCAUUCAUGUACUCAGUCGUGGAAGCAGGGUAAACAGGCCUGCCCUCAGCGCCACUUGCCCUGUCACAGUGAAUCUUCCAUCUCGAGUUACUAAGGUAGUGAAACCAGCUACGAAACAGUUGGUAGUUUUUCUUGCCUCCACUAAUUCUGAAAGGUCCUAGAAGAUUAGCAGGGCCAUAAACUGCUUUUCUGAAAUCGUAUUCUGUCAAAGGUGGAAAAAGGCGGGUUCAGGUGAGGACCUCAGCGCCCUCCUCUGUGAUGACCUAGCGUUUACCUUUUUUGAUGAUAAAGUAAAAAGGUGAAUCUCUUGGUUAACGUUCAGAAUUAACAUUUGAAGAGCAAAAUCAAAAUCUCUAAUUUCAGUGUUAGUAUUACUUACAGUUAGUAAACCUGAUUACCUAGAGUACAUUCAAUAAUGCAUGCUAGGAAUGAGCAUUUUCAGCAUCCCUGAUGGCAUUCCUCCAGAGGAACAGAGUCUUAGUCCCAGUCACAAACUGACGUUUUGCCUAAUCCUCACUUGCCUUGUUUCUUUCUUUUCUUUUUUUGUGGUUCGGGGGAUGAAACUGGGGCCUCACACAUGCUAGGCAAGUCCCUGCCACUGAGCUACAACCCACCUCUUUUGUAUUCUGAGAUAGGUGUUAGGAUGGCUUUGAACUCACUGUGGCCCAGGUAUACCAUGAACUCUUAAUCAUCCUGACUCAGUCUCUUGAGUAGUUGGUAUCAAAGGCCAGUACCACCAGGUCUGGCUUACCUUUAUUUAAAAAUAAGUGGACUGAAUCUAAUAAUCUUUAAUAUUUUUGUUUUACAUUAUACCUUGAGUGAGCCUAUUAUUUGCACAGUUCUUCAGUUUCCUUAAGCUCUUUUUGUGCCAAACUGAGAAGGACUUGUAAAGUUGAUCUUCCCGACACUAGCUGGUCCCAGCAGGAGCCGCCUGACAGGGACCUGCAACACCCAGGCACAUUCUUUUAGAAAUACAAUUGCCCUCUGAAACUUCAUCCCGUGAAUACUCAAAGGCCACCUUACUAAUUUCCAUCCCAAGCCUCCCUGUUACAAUAAUAGGAUCUGACACUAAACUUACUGUCUCCUUUUUAACUUGUUACAGGAAAUAGUGUCCUCACAGGAAGACUAUGAUAAAAUGUAAAGUAUUUCUAUAUGAACUUCAAAAUACUGCUCUCUAAAGUGAUGCAUGCAAAAACAAUACACUGUGGGCUAUGUAAGGCAUUUUUCUUUAUUAUUUUUCAAUUUAUCUUAGUAAUGCCAGAAAAAUAACAGCCAUUAUUUUCACUUUGAACACAGACCAAAUACUGCUGCACAUAGAGUACAAAGAUUACCUACAAACAUGGUUAGGUACAAAGACCAUUGGAUGUAUAGACCACACUUCGUUCUUACAUCAAAGUAAGACUGACAGCAUUUCUGACAGUUAUUUUAGCGAAUAACCGUGCUACUAAACAAAGGCAGAUACACAUAUCUACACAGACACAUCUCAACUAAAAUUAUACAUGUCACUUUGACAAACAAAUUCUCUGGUGGUUUCACCAGAUAUUUGCGCCCCCAAGUCCCCUACCCUAAUCCCGCCCCCAAAUGCUGACUUGAUCUGAAAAAAAAAAUUAGAGAUGUUCUUAAUGAAAGGCACAUUUGGCAGCUACUGAAAAGUGGCAUGCAUCAGCCAUGGGUGCACUCUAAGCCACACCACAUCGAACUUGCAUCUUUUGUAUGUCUUGGUUUGUUGAGUGGUAAUCCACUGUGACCCACCUUUAGCUAACUUGCUUUAUAAUUUGUCAGCAACUGGCUACUUAAUGCACUAUUUUUAUUAAAGGCAAAAGGGAAAUUUGCUCACAGUUGACAGAAAAUGCACUUUAUGGUGUUAAAAAUGGAAAAUAAGGCAUGAAACAAGUUUUUGUUUAGAUUUAUCAUGUAGACUUCAUGCUUUUUUUUUUCUUAAUUAGAACACAGAAUACCUCACUGGCUCAUGUAUAAGGGACUAUGAAAUCAUUUUAAAAGUUAGUACUGUUUCAAAUGAAAAAAAUUGAAUAAAGUCAUCCCUUUCCUUUGCAUUUUACUGCGGAAUUCUCUCUCAGCCAAGUUGACAGGAACCUCAUGAUGUGAAGUUACUGGAAAAGAUUAACGUGCAGUACACAGAACCUGCACCUGCACAAGGGCGACAUGACAGAGAUGGUUAGAACAUGCCAGCCUGCCCAACAUGAUAGAGAUGGUUAGAGCAUGCCAGCCUGCCCAACAUGAUAGAGAUGGUUAGAGCAUGCCAGCCUGCCGAGCAGCAGAAUACCAGGAAAUAAGUGCUUGCCUUGGUUCUGAAUCUGAAGAGAGGAUAAGAAAGGUUUUCCUCUGUAAGUACUCUAGCUGGGACAACAUCCCCAUUUAUCUUCCUGAGCCACUAAAUACCCCUAAUUUAGGCCAUUAUCUUAAGAUAAGGAAAUAACAUGUGAGCAAAAUUUAAUUACAUGAUCAUUAUGAUAAAUACCACUUUGGGUUUGCAUUAAGGAAGAAUUUGGAAUCAUAGUAUAGCCUCCAACUUAAAUAGUACUUUAGUAGAAUGUUCCGCUGAUUGUGUUUAUUUGGCAUACUCUUGGCUCAACUCAGAUCCAUUCAAACAUCCUUGAGUCAGAGAAUAGUAACCUACUAAACUCACAAUUUGAUGCCUAACAGCCUUUAUUUAAGCAAGAAAUUUUAAUUAGGCAGGCUUUGAUUAUUUGUCAUUAGUACUCUUCAAACACAUUUGAAAGUGUAGAAAGAAUAGACAGCCUGUCUUUUAAUAAAUUUAGAACAUGCACUUGUCUGUUCUGUUUUUAAAGUGCUUAGCUGUGAAAAACAUCUCUGUUACUGGUGAUGAGCCCAUCAAGAGAAACUCCCUUUACUUUGUGAGACAAGGAUAAGCAAACACUUGCUGGCACGUUGUUUUCUGGAGGAAAUGUCCCAUAUUUGCGGAUGGAGUUAAGCAAGUUUUGCCGCCCUGGCUGCCUCCUAAUGUCCUGGAUUCAGAUGCAGUUCUGUGAUGGGGCAUUUGUCUUCGGCCACUUCUUGUCUCCGAAAAUGGACAUUUGAGUUAUGACUAAGGAUACAGCUUUCUCACUUCCACCUUAGGGCAUCCAAUGAGAACUUUUAAAAUCACUUACUGUCACAGAACAUAUUUUUGCCCAAAUGUCAUAUUUGAGAAUAAAAAUACCCUUUAUCCGUGAUGCAUUUAAAAUGGCUGCACGGUGAAGUUGUCCACUAGAACACCUGGGUAGAGAAUAGUUCCCGUUGGGAGAAAUAGAAUUAACUCCAAAUCUGAGAGUUCCCUCCCUUGCGUUGGCUCAAGCAGAGUGAAAGAGGUCAUCACCCUGUUGAAAGCAACUCUUGCCGGAGAGAUACUGAAUGGGUUCUAAAGUUGCUUUUCUUAGGUUCUCAUUUGAAGUAGGGAUGGGGUAAUCAGUAAGCCAUGGGAAAUUCUAGGGGCAGUUAGGCUGGUCUAAUAAGUCAUGGGAGAUUUGGGGGUGUCAUUACAAUCGUAUGGAGCAGCAUUAGUAAGUAGGCCUAGCUAGCUACUUUUGUUGAAUGAAUGGUCAUUUGUUCAAUGAAUGGUCUUCUGGACACUUUGCAUCCAAGAAGGGAUUUGAAAUGAACUUUUGAGGACACUUUUAAGAGAGAAGACAUUUUCCAAAGAGAAAUGGCCACCAUAAUGGGAAUGUUAGACACUAAGUGACAAGAGUCAACUCUAACAAAUAAACAAGACACAGUAAGGAAGACUGCUGAAUGACGAUGCAAUUAAUGUCCGUCCUUCUUAGAAAACUACGCACUGGACUACUGAGAUGUCCAUUUAAUGUUCUAAUAAAUAUCACAAGAAAUUAUUAAUGUACUACGUUUCCACCAUGAUGCAGCAGAGUUAACACAAUUACUGAACUGCUGCUUCAUUAUUUUGAGGACACAUGCACAUACUGAUGAAUUGAUGACUGUCUAAGAAUGGAAUGCUACACAGUUCACAGACAUAGUAGAGAUAAUACAACUUUUUCUAUUCAAGUUGCAUGCAUUUCAGUCACAGUAUUUGUUAGACUCAGAAGAGCAGUACAAGGCUUCAUGAAUAAAACACAUGAUACUAAUGAUGCAGGUAGAUAUUCUCUAAGGAGUAGCUCUGAUAGAACCAAAGAC